GUGGAAGUGGGUUGUACCAGUGGGCUGUGGAGGGGACUGGUUACAUAUCCACACAUAACACCGUGAGAAAAUGCAACACAGAAAUCAUGUAGCAUCAGGAACCGGACUGAUACAUAAGAAGCCACGAAUGUUGUGUGCCCUGGGUGUCCUGUUGUGAAAGGUUAUGGAUUCAAACCUUCUCUCCUUCACCGUCCUUAUUCUGACUGGCUUCAUCAAAUGUUCUGAAAACCACCACACACGCACCCACCGCUAUGACUACUGUGUGCUCGGCGCCGGGCCUGCAGGACUGCAGAUGGGGACAUUUUCUGUCCAAGGCAAAAGAGACUACAUCAUCCUGGAGAGGAACUCAUGCCCAGGCAGCUUCUUUAACAAGUACCCCAGGCACAGAAAGUUGAUUAGCAUUAACAAGAUUCACACUGGAAGGCAGAACCGAGAGUUCAACCUGCGCCACGACUGGAAUUCGCUGCUGAGUGAUCGGUCUGACCUGCUGUUCAGACGAGUGAGCAGUGAGUUUUACCCACCGGCUGAUGCCUUCCCACUCUUGUCCAUUUAUGAGAAGGAGCUGGAGCUGAGGGUCCGCUACGGUGACGUUGGAAGGAUUAGGGCCGUCCAGUCGGCCAAUGACCGGUGCUAUAUCCUGACAGAUCAGCAUGCAUCGGACUAUAUCUGCAGGUAUUUUCUCAUAGCCACGGGUUUAUGGGUCCCUCAGAAGGUCAACUUUGUUGGCUCUGAGCUGGUUGAGGGUUAUGAGUCCAUCUCUACCACACCUGAUGACUACAAAGACCAGGCCAUACUGAUUCUGGGCAAAGGGAACUCUGCUUUUGAAACAGCCAGAGCGUUCCUAGGAAAAGCCAGUAGGGUCACAUGGUCAGCCGCAGCCCUGUCCGGACUGGCUUGGCAGACGCAUUAUGUUGGAGGAUCUAAGACUGAACUAUUGUGUCUUUUCAGAGCCGUGAACAAUGAGGUCCUUGACACUUACCAGCUGAAGUCCCUCGAUGGACUAGUGGAGACGCGUCUGGAGGAAAUAGCUAUUACUCAACGAAAAGAACAAAACAAGAGGAAAUCGGGUGGAAAGAAGGCAAAGUUGUACUUGACUUUAAAUAAGUACCUGCAAGGACAAGAUGGAGUGAACAGUUCUGAUGUGACGGCAGAAGAGCUGCCUGGGUAUCACAUUGACAACUUCUCAAUGCGAAAGCCCUACGACCGCGUGAUCCGGUGUCUUGGAUUCAGGUUCAACUUCAGCAUAUUUGACAGCUCUGCCUGCCCACCCAAUAGUAAGAACGCCAGGGGGAGGUUGCCAGGGGUGACGGCCUGGUAUGAAGGAAGAACACUCCUGGUUUGUUGUGCUGGGAACUGCUGCCCACUCAGAGACUAUCGCUCAUCUGCUGGAGGGUUUGUCCAUGGAUUUCGUUACACUGUGAGGGCUGUACAUCGUGUGCUUGAAAAUCGGUACCAUGGCAACCUGUGGCCAUCCACCAAACUAUUAAUGACACAGCUGCAGUCCUGGAUUCUGAAGCGGGUCGGCGAAGCAUCUGGACCGUACCAAAUGUUUGAGAUGCUUGGAGACAUUGUGCUUCUUCGAGGCUCUCACUGUGAAUAUGUGGAGGAGUCACUUCAGGCUUUGCCUCAGUUCUCCCCUGUCUCAGGCCAUGAGGUCUCCAGUGGACUGUUGAUAAUUGUAAUGCAGUAUGGGAAGAAGAAAAUAGACUAUUUGGGCCGUGGCAGGGCAGAAACAGACUGGACCAGAGCUUGGAGAUCAACUUUUUGACCUGUUAUUUACUAUUAUGAAAAACUUCCCACUGAGGAUGAAAUGAAGCUCCGGCCCCAUGGUUGGCCCUUACCAAGGCCAAAGCAAUUCAUCCACAUGGUGGAGGAUUUCCUCACAGAAUGGGAUAGUCCAUCUCACAUUCAGCCACUGCGGCGCUUCCUUGAACACUGUGUCCAGACUGACCUCAGGACUUUCUAUGCAGAAACAUGUUUUCGCUUAUCGCUAACCCAUCGACAGCCACCACUGUUUUGUCGUCAUGGAUACUUGAAGCACCAGGGUGUGAUGCAAAGUGGUCAGCUUGGGCAACAUGCUUACAAUGCAGUUGUGACACCUAUAGAGCAGAAUACAGCUGCUCCAGGGGCCAAUAGCGCAUUCUCCCACUACCUGGUACAAGCUGGAGCCUCGAUGUCUUCAGGGUUGAAAAUGACUUCUGAUUGUUCGACCUGAAUGUGUUAAAGCUUUGUCUAUGACACUGUUUGAGUCAUUCAGGCUUGCUACCUCCAGUACCCACAUUAAGGACCUUCCACACCAAAAACUCUAUAUAACUAUAAUGUUGUGAGUAUCCACACUGAAGAAUGGUGAUGUUCCGUAAAGUAUAUGCAAAUGAAUGUCAAUCACCUGUCAUAGGAAAGUGCGUUGCAGAUGCAAACCCUUAAUCAUCACCUUUCUUACCUUUUAUCCACAUAGCUCACGCCAUAGAAACUGCAAAAUGGGGAUUAUCAACCUAUUUUCCCUCAUAAAAAAUAAACAUGGUACACUAUAUUUUAACACACUAUUUUUUCCCAGAAGGUGAACAAGAAAUUAAUCACAAACACCAAUAUAAUCUCCAAGAGUCAUUUAAAAAAAACUUUCUACUUAUUGUCAUAGUUACAGGUUUCUAGAUGUGGAUGGCCCUAAACAUAACAAGACCUAAUAUUUUUGACUGAAUAUGAUCCUGCUGAUCAGUGGUUCCCAACCUAUUCACAUUUUGACUUCUUAAAAUGAAGCAAUCGGUACUUAACACUUCUUUGCCACCAGUGACAUAUGGCUACUAUUUCACUAUUUCAGCAAGCAAGAGAUUUUCUUGAUUUAUUUAAAUGUUUUAUGCAUUGUGAAGAGUUUUUAUUAAGAUAUAAUAGUAUACGAAAGUGAAAAAAGAGCAUACAUUAUGUCAAGGAUAUGUGAUGUUGGUCACCUGGUAACCAUUUCACAACUACUUUAGAAAUAUAAAGAGGUUGGGAACCACUGUUUAUGGCACAUUGUUCCUUAAAAGAUCACAUAUUAUUAUUAUUGUACACUAUAAUAUUGUGUGUAGAAUGUGGAUGCAUUUGUGUUGCAAAUAUAUACCUACACAUUUGUGCAAUUUUCAUAUUGUGGACAUCUAGAUGUAAAUAAUUAUAUAUUAUUUUUGAAAUGAUAUAUGAAUGGAGGAGUGGUGUUGGAAGAUGAUUAUGCAUUAUUCAUUUUACAUAAAGUUACUUUAAUAAAAAGUUAAAGCUGAAAUACAGCC
Sphaeramia orbicularis (orbiculate cardinalfish) is the source of this 3257-nucleotide messenger RNA. RefSeq names its product FAD-dependent oxidoreductase domain containing 2 (gene foxred2). Gene Ontology annotation, cellular component: endoplasmic reticulum lumen. Gene Ontology annotation, biological process: ERAD pathway. The record is from RefSeq and is a predicted model, not a curated record. Lineage: Eukaryota; Metazoa; Chordata; Actinopteri; Kurtiformes; Apogonidae. Gene Ontology annotation, molecular function: monooxygenase activity; flavin adenine dinucleotide binding.